This is a messenger RNA of Hemiscyllium ocellatum (epaulette shark), 4778 nucleotides long. It is a transcript of the gene cobl, whose product is annotated as cordon-bleu WH2 repeat protein. Gene Ontology annotation, biological process: actin filament polymerization; actin filament network formation; signal transduction. Bases 174 to 4328 code for a protein of 1384 amino acids. The transcript has 14 exons. Gene Ontology annotation, cellular component: terminal web; perinuclear region of cytoplasm; ruffle. The record is from RefSeq and is a predicted model, not a curated record. Lineage: Eukaryota; Metazoa; Chordata; Chondrichthyes; Orectolobiformes; Hemiscylliidae. Gene Ontology annotation, molecular function: actin monomer binding.
GUGCGCAGAGCCUCGCAUGAAAUCUCGGGGAAAAGAAGUGAUUUCUGAUCGUUUGGUUCCCAUUGUACUUUAGAAAAAAACGUAGCUUGGCGGCGACCCGGAGCGGGGUUGGAUGUGGACGACAUAAAAAGGAAAAGGAGUAGAGAGAGAUCUGAACCAGGGAGGCGGCGAGGAUGGCGACAGUUGCUCGAGCGCCGGCCGGCAGGAUGAAAGGUCAUGCUCCACUACCACCGCCUCAGCCAGCUCCACGCAAAAUCCUCACUGCUACUCAAAAUUGUAAAGUUAAACACAAAGAUCAGAAUCCUGGAGAGAUGAAAGAAAAUGUUUUGCCUGGAACAGUGGACUUGUUGGUUUUCUUACCAAAUGGUGCAGAAAAAACGGUUGAAGUGAGUGGGAGUAAAGCAGUGAUGGAUCUCUUGAUUGAUCUGUGCAGCCAAUAUCAUUUAAAUCCAACUCAUCACACUCUUGAACUGCAAUCCAGAGAGACGUGCAAACCAUUGGGCUUCAAGCCAAAUACUCCAGUCGGAGUUUUGGAUAUAGACAAAGUGCUCAUAAAGCAGAAAGUUAUUGAGGAGAAGCCAAGACGACCCCCACCUGUAGUGCCUGAAAAAACCGUGAGGUUGGUGGUGAAUUUCCACAAGACACAAAAAACUGUGGUACGAGUCAGUCCAUUUGUACCCUUGCAAGAUCUGCUACCAGUUAUAUGUGAGAAAUGUGACUUCAAUUCAGAUCACCUUGUACUUCUGAGAGAAAACAUCAGAAGGGAAAAGGUAGAUCUUUCAAAAUCGUUAAAUGAUUUGGAAACCCGGGAAUUGUAUGCUCUGGAUACUAGCAGAGAAUUGAGUCAAAGUGCUUCAACACUCACUGGCCUGAAUGAAAAAGAAGAAAAAGGGCUAUUGGACUUUUUCAAAAUUGGCAAAAAGAAAACAAAAGGUUAUUCAACAGCGCCAUCCACACCAACUGUUAACACACGACCAACUAUGUUGAAUCCAACGCUCUCUACUAGCAACAUAUUGAGAAUGGCUCAAAUGACAGAUGUCAAGAAACGCAGAGCACCGCCUCCACCAACUGUUCCUCCAGAACACAGCAGCAUAAAGAUUGCCGAUCCAAAUGUACAAGAGCCUGGUGCUGAAACCCAAAAUUCUAUGCAGAAGAAACGACGUGCUCCAGCCCCACCAUCUCGUAUACCAAAUAAAUUAGACGGAACAGAAUUUGAAAGGAACAAUACUUUUGGUAUUGCUGGACGUCAGGUGCCAUUUAAGCCUCCAAGAGGUGCAUCGCCAGUGUCAGGCAAACUACGUAGUCCACCCCAGUUAACGAUUCCUCCUCCCCCACCAUACCCACCUUCUGCAGACAGUGAGAUUGUCAACCAACCAGGAAUGUCACCAGAGUAUGAUUUCACUAACAUGGUGCCUGAAAUUACUGAACAUGGUGAAUCGAAGCCUGAAUUGGAACUGGGAUCAGAACAAGAUAGUGCAGUUGGUGAUGAUACGGAAAUAGAACCUGAAGAUAGGGAAGAAACCGCAUCAGUAAGGAGUAGUGACAGUUGCCACCAAAGUUUCUCAGAACACACUCCAACAUCAGAGGAUGAACUAUUGAAUGCUGAUGACUCUGGGACUGUAAACACUCAGUUUGAUGUAUCCUUCUCAGUUUCUCUCACUGGCAGCCUCAGUUUGAGCAACAAAAUAGACACUAAUGAGAUCCCAAGUGCCUCAAGUAAGGUAAGUGCCACAGAAGAAUAUUCAACAUGGUGUCGUGAUCGGUCUUCUGAAGAAGAAUCAAAUUCUGCUGGAAACUACAAUAUCAGCUCUGGACCUAACUGGAAUGAAGAAGCUAAGAUCUCCAUUACAGAUCAGGCACAUAUAACCUUAGCAGGAUUAGAUGCAGAGUUGGCCGCAGCUGUGCAAGAAUCGGCCAUAAAAAAAUCUUCCACUUUGUCUAACAUGAUCAAUGAUGAACAAGAAUUUGUCCCAGUGACGAUCAUUGAUGAAAUAUCAUGGACUUGCCAGGAGGAAAUUGAAGAGAAAAUAUUACAGGAAGAAGUACUGGAAUCUACAGAAGUAAAAGUUCACGAUACAGAUAGAAAUCAGCAAACACACUCAGAAACAAUGACUGAAACUUCAGUAAUCAGUAUUCAAGAACAGUCAUUACCUGAUGUUUCAUUUGACACAUUCUAUCCUGUAAAUUUUCUCAGUUGUACAGACAUCAGACAAGAGCCCAUUAAAAAAACAAUGGAAAGUUCACAGGAAAAGAUGAAUGAUGUCCAUGAUGAGAUAAUAUCAGGAGAAAAUAAAUUAAAAAUGUUUGUGCCUGCAACUGAACUGAAGUAUGAUAUGCAGGUUGGAGGAAAUGGUAAGAAAGAUGUGCACAACAUUCCACCAGUGGUGGUUGACCCAAUAACCUUAGAAGCUGAAAUAACGAAGAAAAUCCAUGCAGAACAUCUGAUUCAGGGUCCGGAUUGUUCACCAGCAAAUUAUGCUCCAGAACACAAGCAUACAUCAGCCAGGUGGUUAAAUACUGCCAAUAAAUUUACUAAUGAAUGUAUUCCAAAAACAGGUAUGAGAACAUUCACAGUUAUCCCGCCACAGCCAAUUGUAAAUCCCAAGGGAAGAGUAAGCUUGUCAUUAGCCACAAAUGCAAUGAAGAUUGAUGAUCAAGGCAAUUUAAUACUUGUUGAAAUCAGAGGAAAAAAAGACAAAAAUACUACUACAGCAGCCAAUGACAAGAAAUCACGUUUAGAACAAGCAAAACUGUUCUGGAAUGCAAAAUGUUUGGAUAAGGAUAAUCUGUAUUGUGCUAACCCAAGUACAACUAUGGCAAUAAAUGCAACUGGCUGCACAGCUGGUAAUUUUCAACUGCAAGAAACAGCAAAAAAGUUGACAAAUAUAUCCCCCAAAUCUAACGCAAUUACUGCACAGAGUACAGCUGCCAGUAAAAAGUCACUUAAAACCUGCUUGCAUUCCAAUGAAGAAAAAUCAUUUUUGUCAGUUAUGCCAUUGAAUCAAAAAAUGGCAAGUGUACUGGAGAGUACCUAUCCUAGAGCAGAGAGUAAUUUUAUCAAGCCCUGCAGAAGAACAUCAAGUCAGUAUGUUGCCUCAGCAAUUUGCCGCUACACAAGCAUGCAGUUAACAAAAACUGUAGCUGGGAAUGAAUCUAAUGUUCAGCGUAACAGUGGAAAUGACAGUAAUUCUGAGGAUAAACGUAAGUUUAGACCUGCUGAGGAGAAGUCUUCUGUGAAUCUCUUAAAAAAAGGUUUCAUGGAAAACCAACAGAAGACAGGGUUUGCACUCCAUUCCAACGCAGAAAAUGUUGAAAAAAUGACAAAACAUAAGGAAGCUAAAGCUGUUCCAUAUCAGAAUUCAAUUAUUAAAGAUGUGUCAAAUCAAACAGACUCCCUCAACAAAGUUACAUCACAAUCACAAUCUUCCCAGUUACUCAUAAAGAAUGCCUUUUCUGCUGACCAGCAAUGUCCCACUGCAAAUAAACAGAUUCCACAAAGUGAAGUGCAUUCACCUUUUGUGAAAGAAGUCGUGACUUCCAGUGUUCCAAUUAAUCAGUCAGUUAGUGCAUCCGUGACUUUUGCAAUCAAUCCAAUUUCAACUUUAUUUUCAGAUUCUAUUAAAAGUCAUGAUACUGCUAUAAAACAAGGUGAUUCAUGUGCCUCGGACUUGCCUGCAAUAUCUACUGUCGCCUCUUCAGGAACUGAAACAGUAUUUGUGAUGCAGUCAGAACCUUCACCUUCCUUUCACACAGAUGGUUUCAAUAUCAAACCCAGUACCAACAUGUUUGGGCCUGUCAAGAAAUUCAAACCCAUCGUUCAGAAGCCUGUACAGAAAGAUGAGUGCUUACACAGUUCUCUAAUGGAAGCUAUCCAAUCAGGGCAAAACAAAGAACGGCUUAGAAAGAUUUCUGAUACAGUGAUAAACAGUAACCUUAAAAAAGAAUCACUUAUUGCACCAGAGAAUGAACACUCUGCACUUUUGGCAUCAAUUAGAGCACACAGUGGAAUUACAAAACUGAAAAAGACAACUUCUACAGUAUCAAAAGAGUUACAGGAUAUAAGGGAAUAUUCUCAAACAAGACAAUCAGCAACUGCAUCUUGUGCUCCUCCUUCUGCUCCUCCUCCAGAUUUUCCAAAAACUGAGAAGUUCAACACCAAAUCUGUUGUGAAUUUAGAAGAGGCACGAACUGCAUUAUUAGAAGCAAUUCAAUCUGGCACUGGUGCAGCUCGCUUAAGAAAGGUCGCCAUUCCAAGAAAUACAGUGCAAAUCAGUGGAAGGACACGUUCUGUACAAAAAUCAAGCUGCUCAAGCCCAUACAUUUCCUAAUGAACAACUAUGUUGGAAGUAAUCGCUCAAUGGCCUUAAAAUAUCAUUCAGAAUACUUUCAAGAAUACAGAAGAAGUGACAGAAACAAAUAUGUAGUGAUAGAUCACAGUUCUGCAUUAUGUAAUUUUUUUGAGCAAAUGGUCUAUUUUAAGUAGAACUCAAUAAAGCUAAACAUCUAUUUGAUCUUUACCAAUAUAUUGAUUAUAUUAUGGAUACUUCCAUUGUAAGUACCUGGACCUCUUACUUAAUUCAUACAUAGUGAAUAUUCUGCAAUAAAUUUUCACCAAUUGCAGUGAUCUCAAAACAUAAGCUUAUAAAAGAUUAUUGAAUGGUAGUUCUGGGCAUCAGUCUGUGCUAAUUCUGCCAAAAACUAUGUUCUCUUUUAGCUUUUGCAAUUGCAGUCUUUUCAUUGAAUUCAAAUUUCAUUGGAAUUUAAUUAAAGUAUUUGCA